Molecule: messenger RNA, 2225 nt
Organism: Peromyscus leucopus (white-footed mouse)
Lineage: Eukaryota; Metazoa; Chordata; Mammalia; Rodentia; Cricetidae
Product: zinc finger protein 883-like
Exons: 4
Coding region: 124-2127 (667 amino acids)
Biological process (GO): negative regulation of transcription by RNA polymerase II
Molecular function (GO): DNA-binding transcription repressor activity, RNA polymerase II-specific
Source: RefSeq, a predicted model, not a curated record
UCCGGUCCACCAUUCUUCUGGCUCGGCGGUUCCAGAGCUGAGGGAGACUCUCUUGUUCCGUGUGCUGCGCUGUGACCGUCUGCUGGGAGCUGUGAAGAGAGCGGGGCGAGCUCGGAAUCCGCCAUGGAUACAGUGACCUAUGAAGAUGUGCAAGUGAACUUUAGUCUGGAAGAGUGGGCUUUGCUAGAUCCUUCGCAGAAGAGUCUCUACAGAGAUGUGAUGCUGGAAACUUGUGAUAACCUCAUUGCUAUAGGCUACAAAUGGGAAGACCAGAAUAUUGGAGAACAUUGUCAAAGUUCUAGAAGACAUGGAAGAUAUAUCAUCUGUCACUCUGGAUAUAAGCCAUGUGAGCAUAAGGGAUCUGGAAAGAAGAUAGGUACCUCUCUCUCACCCAGAAAAACCAAAAGAUAUGUAGUAGUUACUACUAUGAGUAGACAGUGUGAUUGUGAAUCAAGUAUAGAAUUUAUUGGAUUUCCAGCAUCCCUGGGAAUACACCAAUAUUCUUACACUGAAGAAAAGGUUUAUGAGUACAAGGAAUUUGGAAAUUCUUCUGUCUGUACUGGUUCAUGUUGCACAUGUAAUAUGAUUCCCACUGUAGGAAAAUGUUACAAAUGCAAUCAGUGUCAUAAAGCUUGGGGUUCUUACAGUUCUCUUCAAAGAAGUGUAAAAACUCAUAUGGUAAAAGGAACUGAUGAAUGUAACUCAUGUGCUAAAGGGUUAAACCAUCACAGGUAUCUUGAAACAUGCAAAAGAACCCAUAAAGAGGAGGAAUCCUGUGAAUGUAAACAACAUGAUAAAACAUUUAGAUCUGAUUGCCCAUUACAGUUACAGCAAGGGACACAUUUGAAAAUUAAACCCUAUGAAUAUAAUCGAACUGAUAAAGCCUUUGCAUGUCAUACAUACCUUCAAUUACCUAGAACGAAUACUAUAAUGAAACAGUAUGAAUAUAAACAAUGUGAUAAAGCUUUUACAUAUCCCAGUAUUCUUAAACAACAUGAAAGAAGUGAUACUGGAGAGAAUUCCUGUGAAUUUUAUCAAUGUGGUAGAGCAUUUGCACAAAAAAGUCAUCUCAGUCAUGAAAGAACUCAUACUGGAGAAAAACCCUAUGAAUGUAAUCUGUGUGGUAAAUCCUAUACAUGUAAAAAUGCUUUUAACAUUCAUGAAAGAAGUCAUAAAAGAAAGAAAACCCAUGAAUGCAAUCAAUGUGGUAAAGCUUUUAUGCGUAAAAGUCAUCUUCGCAGUCAUGAAAGAUGUCAUACUGGAGAGAAACCCUAUGAAUGUAAUCAAUGUGGUAAAGUCUUUGCAAGUAAAAGUCAUCUUCACAGUCAUGAAAGAAUUCAUAGUGGAGAGAAACCCUAUGAAUGUAAUCAAUGUGGAAAAGCAUUUGCGUGGAAAAGUCUUCUUCACAGACAUGAAAGAAUUCAUACUGGAGAGAAACCCUAUGACUGUAAUCAUUGUGGUAAAGCCUUUGCACGUAAAAGUGAUCUUCAAAGUCAUGAAAGAAUUCAUAAUGGAGAGAAACCCUUUGAGUGUAAUCAAUGUGGUAAAACAUUUGCACAGAAGAGUCAUCUUUACUAUCAUGAAAGAAAUCAUACUGGAGAGAAACCCUAUGAAUGUAAUCAAUGUGGUAAAACAUUUUCAUGUAAAAGUCAUCUUCACAGUCAUGAAAAAAUUCAUAAUGGAGAGAAACCCUAUGAAUGUAAUCAAUGCGGCAAAGCUUUUAUACGUAAAAGUCAUCUUCGCAGUCAUGAAAGAAUUCAUGUGGGAGAGAAACCCUAUAAAUGUAAUCAAUGUGGUAAAACAUUUGCAAGGAAAAGUGAUCUUCACAGUCAUGAAAGAAUUCAUAGUGGAGAGAAACCCUAUGAAUGCAAUCAGUGUGCCAAAGCCUUCACACGUAAAAGUCAUCUUCACAGUCAUGAAAGAAGUCAUACUGGAGAGAAACCCUAUGAAUGUAAUCAAUGUGGCAAAGCAUUUGUACAUAAAAGUUAUCUUUAUUAUCAUGAAAGAAAACAUACUGGAGAGAAACUCUAUGAAUGUUAUCAAUGUGGUAAAGGAUUUGCAUGGAAUAGUUCUCUUCAUAGACAUGAAAGAAUUCAUGUUGGAGAGAAACCCUAUGAAUCUAAUUAAUGUGGUAAAGCCUUUACACGUUAAAGUGACUUUCACAGUCAUGAAAGAAGGCAUACUAGAGAGAAAUCCUAUGAAUGUAAACAAUGUAGUAAAGCCUU